AUGACCACCCCCUCUGAGGGCAGGAGGGAGCCGCUGGGAGUCACAGAAAGCCUGUGGCCAUCAGAGCCCAUCACUUUGGGGCUGGAGACAUCUGCCCGGCAGCUGGUCCUGAAGAAGAUCCAGGACUUGUCCAUCUUGGGCCACCAAGACCCCUUCAUGGUGGCUGACUUGGAUGUGCUGGCCAGCCGACAUCAGACCUUCCUCCAGGCCCUGCCCCGAGUCCGGCCCUUCUACGCGGUCAAGUGUAACAAUAGGCCCAGCCUGCUGCUCGUUUUGGCUGCCCUGGGCACCGGCUUUGACUGUGCCAGCCAGGGGGAGCUGGAGCAGGUGCUGGGCUUGGGCGUGGCCCCCUCACGAAUCAUCUUCGCCAAUCCCUGCAAGGCCGUCUCCCACAUCCAGUACGCAGCCCGCUGUGGGGUGCAGCUUCUGACCUUCGACAGUGAGGAGGAGCUGACUAAGCUGGCCCGGCACCACCCUGGGGCUAGGUUGAUCCUCCGGAUACAGACCCUGGGGGGUCGAAGCACCUUCCCACUGCACACCAAGUUCGGAGCCCGUUUGUUGGCAUGUGGACGCCUGCUCCAAGUUGCCAGAGAGCUGGGGUUGGCUGUGGUGGGGGCCUCCUUCCACGUGGGUUCCGACUGCCACACACCCCAGAGCUACAGGCAGGCCAUCGCUGACUGCCAUCGUGUGUUUGAGAUGGGCUGCAAGGCUGGCCACCAAAUGAGCCUCCUGGAUCUUGGUGGGGGCUUCCCAGGAACUGAGGGCUCUGAAGCCAAAUUUGAGGAGAUGGCGAGAGUGGUCAACGCUGCCCUGGCCCAGUACUUCCCUGAGGGGACCGGUGUCGAGGUCAUUGCGGAGCCUGGCCGCUUCUAUGCAGAGUCCGUGUGUACAGCUGCGGUGAACAUCAUAGCCAAGAAGGCCUCCCUGGAGCCAGGAGGCCACAGGAAGCUGGCAUACUACCUCAAUGAGGGCCAUUAUGGUGCCUUCCGAAUCUUUCUCAGGGAUCCUGUCCCCAGGAUACCCAUAGUGGUAAAGGAGUUACCCUCGGAUCCCCAUCUCUUCCCCUGUACUCUUUAUGGCCCCACCUGCGAUGCCUUUGACCGGCUCUUUUCAACAGAGGUUCAGUUGCCAGAGCUGGAUGUGGGUGACUGGCUGGUUUUCCCUGACAUGGGUGCCUACUGUAGCACCAUGAGUUCCACCUUCAAUGGCUUCCCAAUCACAACUGUCUAUGAUGCCAUGAGCCCCCAACUCAGGAGCCUACUGGAGACAGUACCCUAA
Messenger RNA from Rattus rattus (black rat), 1278 nucleotides. RefSeq names its product antizyme inhibitor 2-like. Lineage: Eukaryota; Metazoa; Chordata; Mammalia; Rodentia; Muridae. Bases 1 to 1278 code for a protein of 425 amino acids. Gene Ontology annotation, cellular component: cytoplasm. The record is from RefSeq and is a predicted model, not a curated record. Gene Ontology annotation, molecular function: ornithine decarboxylase activity. The transcript has 9 exons.